This is a messenger RNA of Plasmodium fragile, 2517 nucleotides long. Its product is annotated as ATP-dependent protease HslVU, ATPase subunit. Lineage: Eukaryota; Apicomplexa; Aconoidasida; Haemosporida; Plasmodiidae. Gene Ontology annotation, molecular function: ATP binding; ATP hydrolysis activity; peptidase activity. The record is from RefSeq and is a predicted model, not a curated record. The coding region runs from base 1 to 2517 and encodes 838 amino acids. The transcript has a single exon. Gene Ontology annotation, cellular component: HslUV protease complex.
AUGAAAAACCUCCAUCCGAACAAGUACAUUAAAUUGGUGAAUUUUCUAAACAAGAAGAAAAAAUGCCCCCAACUUAAUUUUAAAUAUGUCAAAGGUGGUGAAGAAGGAUGUGACCUUCAGCUAGCUAAUUAUGUAAACAGAAACAAAGGAAUAAUACGAAACGAUGCCUUAAGAUACACAAAUGAAAAUGCAGUCUCGAACAUACCUUUUAAUGCGGCCGAGCUUACAAAUGGGUCAGUGGUUUCCUCCAUGGAAAGCAAGGGGGUGGAAAGGAAACUGUUUCUAUCAAAUGGCACCAAAGGGAACAGAAAUAACAACCUGGGUACGGAUUCCCAAACGAAUGAAGAUUUAACGAUACAGGUAAAUUAUGCCAAUGGGGAAGAGAAGCUCCGAAACGGUGCCAUUUCACCUUUAACAGGGUGCAAAAUGGAACAGACAGGAAGGAAAAAGUUAGAUAUAAUAUCACACUACGAGGGACUGGGAGAAGGUAGUACACACAAGAGGGAGGAUCAGGUCAAUUACAAGGUGAUGCGCAUGCAUUGUAACGGAGCAUCAUACGAAGGUGUUAAUUCGACCGAGGGGAGAAACAACCUACACAGAAAUGGCGAAAUGAACAAAUUUGAUGUUUUUCAAAAGAAGGAAUCCUCUCGAGAUGGGUGUGGCAUGGAAGGGGGACAAAUACACACCGGUGAGAAACUCACCCAUUUAGGAUUUAACCACCGAGGGGGUCGUUACACCGCUACUAAUGGAGACGAAGGGAGGUACGAUGCGGGUGAGAAGAACCGUGAAGCCAAUACACUUCAAACAGAGGAGGGACAACAAAAAGAAUUAAGUAGUGAGGAAAAUUUUGCCAAAGUGAGAAUUACCAAGGAAAAUAUUAUCAUCGUGGAUAGUUUGCAGGAAGAAGGUCGAAAGGGAAAGAAAACGAAAAAAAUGACUAUGACGGAGGAGAAGGAAAAUAUGGAUGACCAUGUAGAGACGCUAGAGAGUAGUGCGAGAAGCGAUGGGCAGGAGAAAUGCUUGAAGGUAGAAGGGACACAUGGGGGAGAAGAAACAGGUGAUAGAAGUGAGAGAGGAGAAAAUGAUGAGGUAGGAGGAGAUAAGCAGAAGAAAGUAUGUGAUGAUAAUCUAAAUGAAGAAGGAAAGGAAAAGGACAAAAUAAAUUUUCAAAUGAAGAAUGGUAAAGCGAAUAAAAAGUGCCUGUACCCACAUGAAAUUGUGGAAUAUUUAAACAAAUAUAUUAUAGGUCAAACGGAAGCAAAGAAAGUGGUAGCAAAUGCAUUGAGACAGAGGUGGAGAAGGAUACAAGUAGAUGACGAUAUGAAAAAGGACAUCAUCCCAAAGAACAUAUUAAUGAUAGGGCCAACUGGAGUUGGUAAAACAGAAAUAGCCAGAAGAAUUUCCAUGUUUGUGGAUGCACCAUUUAUCAAGGUCGAAGCGACAAAGUUUACUGAAGUGGGAUUUCACGGAAAGGACGUCGACCAGAUUAUUAAAGACUUAGUCGAAAUAGCCGUAAAGAGACAAAAAACAAAAUUCGAAAUUGAGAUAAGAGAACAAGCACAAGAGACGGUGGAAAAUAUCAUUUUGUAUUCUUUACUAGGAAAUAUAAAAGAGGAGGAGAAAAAUAUUUGGAGAAAAUAUUUAAAAGAUGGUUCCCUGGACGACAAGGUAGUUAGCAUUGACAUCCCUAACUAUGUAAAUAAUAAUAUGUUUUCAAACGACUCAGUUGAGAAUGCAGUGAAAGAAGCGCUAAGCAAUCACCAAAAUAUUAAGAGCGUCAAAAUUAUACACCAGAAUAUUAAUAAACAGAAUGAUAAAAAAACCAUGACAAUACGAGAAGCGAAACAGAAACUUUUGCAGUUGGAAAUUGACUCCUCGAUGAAUCAGGACGUUAUUUUAAAAACAGCUAUCAGUUCUGUAGAAGAAGAAGGAAUUGUCUUUAUUGACGAAAUUGACAAAAUAUGUUCCAAAUCGAAUUCAUCUUAUAACGGACCAGAUGCAAGCGCGGAGGGGGUUCAGAGAGAUUUACUUCCUCUCAUAGAAGGAUGUGUAAUUAACACCAAGUAUGGAAAUAUCAACACUAACUAUAUUUUGUUUAUCGCUUCUGGUGCCUUCCAGAGAGUUAAGCCCAAUGAUAUGCUCAACGAGCUACAAGGAAGAUUGCCUGUUCAUGUGAACCUCUCCAGUUUAACCAUAAAUGAUUUUAUUCAAAUUUUAACAAAGACACAUAAUAAUUUGUUGCAGCAGAAUAUUGCCCUGCUGAAAACGGAAGGGAUCGAUUUGCAAUUUACAGAUGAUGCUAUUGAAACGAUCGCCAAUGCAGCACAUGAUAUGAACUUUUACGUGGAGAAUAUCGGUGUGCGAAGACUCCAUACCAUCAUAGAAAAAAUUAUGGAGGACAUCAACUACGAUGUCUACAAUUAUGUGAACAAGACGAUUGUCAUUGACAAGGAGAAGGUCAAGAAGUCCCUCGAGGGAUUCAUUAAGCAGUUCGACUUGAAGAAGUACAUCAUUUGA